UCCUCAUCACUGCUCCUCAUUUUGCGACCUAUAUACAGCUCCCAUUACAGCUCCUAUUGACUGUAUCGCCUCCUCCUCACUCCCGUGCGUGAGCCUGUCUCGCACCAAGUAAAUAUCGGUUGAAACCACUCUCUCCAUGGCUCGCACAUUCCUCAUCUGCCUGGUGAUCGCCCUCCUCGUCGCACCAUCUGUCUUCGCCCGCACACAUUCCGGAGGCGCUGGCCACCAUACCCGCAACGGCACGCGCGGAGGGCACCACAAGAGCGGCGGGCACAACAAGAGCAGCGGAGGGAGCGCUUCUGGGCUGACCAGCAGCAAGGGCGUCACGGCAGGAAUCAAGGGCAAGGGCGUCACGCAAAAGAAGAGCUGCGUCAAGUCGUCGCUGGGAUACAAGGCGGCAACCGAGCUUGGAAAGGGGCUGCUUUUCCACUGGACGAUCUCCGGCUCGACCCUUAACGGCGCCAUCGAGGCGAAAUCCACCAGCGGUGCCGACAAGGGCUACCUCUCCGUUGGUUUCCCCUCGAAGGACGGGUUGAUGUCUCCCUCCGACGCGGUAGUCGGCAUUAAGGGCGGCUCCGUUACAACGUAUAAGCUGACCUCGUACACCGCGUACACGUCCAGCAAGCUGACUGUCUCGUCGUCCAGUAUUAGUACCAUCGCCGGCAGCCUUGUUUUGAAGUUCUCUCGGCCGGCCAAGGGAGGCGUGAAAUCCCUCAACCUGGCCGGCAAGAACAGCAUCAUCUGGGCGUUCAGCAAGAAAACGAAAUUCGGAACCCACCUGCCGACCGACCGCGGCUCCAAGUCCGUGGACCUUUCCUGCGUCUUCUGAGAAGGUUUUUCCAGCAUGAGUCUUCGUGCCAAACUAGUUUGUGGUCCACAUGUGUGGACGAAGGUGUAGCUAGCGUAUGUGUUCACUGUAGGAGAGUUGAUUUGGAUUGCAUGACGAUGGGUAGUUCCCAUCAGAGCCAUUCUACACAUCCCCCAAAUUGACGCUUUGUCGAGGCUGAUAUUUCUAUGCUGGUUGUGUAUCGCGUGAUUACAUACAAAAU
Molecule: messenger RNA, 1049 nt
Organism: Closterium sp. NIES-67
Lineage: Eukaryota; Viridiplantae; Streptophyta; Zygnematophyceae; Desmidiales; Closteriaceae
Source: the annotation of a GenBank genome assembly